This is a messenger RNA of Cucumis melo (muskmelon), 4680 nucleotides long. RefSeq names its product protein PHYTOCHROME-DEPENDENT LATE-FLOWERING. The transcript has 12 exons. Gene Ontology annotation, molecular function: transcription coregulator activity. Gene Ontology annotation, cellular component: SAGA complex. Bases 421 to 4467 code for a protein of 1348 amino acids. Gene Ontology annotation, biological process: regulation of transcription by RNA polymerase II. NCBI's taxonomy places the organism in Eukaryota, Viridiplantae, Streptophyta, Magnoliopsida, Cucurbitales, Cucurbitaceae. The record is from RefSeq and is a predicted model, not a curated record.
UUUAUAUUAGAUAGCAAUUUUUUCCAAUAAAACCUCCGAACGAAAGCCACCGCGAAUUGGCAAGUAGAGGGAAGAAGAGUGGCAAAAAAAUUCCCAUUGCAGCGGGAAAAUUUUCCGAUGUAAUCGGACCGAACCCAAAUCGUGUAGCCCAAUCUAUUGCGCACACCCCACACACUGCAGCCUCUUACUCUCUGAUUUCCUUCUUUGCCUCUUCCCUUUCAAUUUCUAUGUUUCUCAGCUUCCGCUUUCUUCCCAUCUUCGUUUCCACCCUUUGCUAAUUUCCCUGUAAUUGGGAACUUCAAUUUUCUCCUUUUCUCUUUCCCGUUUCCCCAAACUUUCCCUUUUUUCAUCGAUCCCACACACUUGGCAUUCAAAGAUCGUAAAUUAUUGCAAAAUUAAUUGAACCCCAUUUUGGAAUUAAUGGGUGUCUCCUUCAAAAUCUCGCAAAAGGGUAAAAGGUUUCAUCCAAAGCCUUUUAUUAACCAAGCUGGGAGCACUGUUCUUGAUGAUGACGAGUCUAAGGAUGGGUCGAGAGUAGUUUUGAAGAACGAAUCUUCCCUAGCUCGAAAACUUGAGGGUGAAGAAACUGAAAGAAAUGGGAAUGUAAAUGGGGUAACUGGAUCUUCUUUAGGUCGUCUAAUUCCAGAAAAUGGAGUUUCCUUCACUUUAAACCUGUUUCAGGAUGGAUAUUCUAUCGGAAAGCCAUCAGAGAUUGAACCUACACACCCAAGUACUCUACAGGACAAUUCAAAGUUGCUUCCUUAUGACAGGAAAUCUGAAAACUUGUUUUCGGCUAUUGAAUGUGGCCGAUUGCCUGGAGAUAUCCUUGACGACAUACCUUGCAAAUAUUUCGAUGGCACAAUUGUUUGUGAGGUGCGAGACUUUCGUGGACGCCCUCCUGAACAGGGGCCUGGUGCUCAAUCGACUGAUGGUUUACCUAUUGUCAACAAAAUACAUCUUAGGAUGUCCUUGGAAAAUGUGGUGAAAGAUAUUCCAUUAAUUUCUGAUAAUUCAUGGACCUAUGGUGAUCUGAUGGAAGUGGAGUCCCGCAUUCUGAAGGCAUUACAACCACAACUUAAUCUUAAUCCUGCUCCUACAUUUGAUAGGCUUUGUAACAGCCCAGUUCCUAUGAAGCUCAACUUUUCUCAGUACAGUGAGCGGAGGAAGCGAUUGAGACAGCUUUCAGAAGUAUCUAUCUCAUCUAAUAGUAGGUGUGGAAAGAAGAUUUGCUUAGACAGAGUACCCGAAAAUUUUAAUACUAGACUGGGAGAUUCAGGAGCCGUUUCUGGAAAUUUGAAUGCCCAUGAUAAUGUAGCUGGUCAAAAUAUGAUUCUAAAUGAGAUGAUGGCAUCAAGACCAAAGAACUUUACUUCAGAUGCUACUCUUCCCGCACAAUCUGCAGUAGCUGUUCCUCAAUCCAGGUAUUCUAUGGGCAGUGGAACCCCAAGAGGUAUGAUUGAUCAAGCAGCUGGUACAGUUCUUAAUCCAUCUGGUGUUUCCCCCAGCGGGCAAGAAAUGAUGUCAUAUGUAGAUAAUUUGAACCCUAAUGUCUCUCUUCAUGCCAAGAGGGAAACUCAAGAUGGGCAAAUGUCACCCUUGUCCAGCUUUAACAAGAGACCAAGGCCAUCUCUUAUGGGUAUUGAUGGAAUUCAACAGCACCCAUUGGCGUCCAUGGAAAGUCCCCAGGGAUCUGACAUGAAUUGGAAGAAUAUGUUGCAACAGAAAGCAAUAGCAAGAGGCAUGCAGUACUCAAACGCGGGAGUGCAAAAAUUUUCUCCACAGAUGUUUGAGGGAGUCCUGAAUCAGGAUUCUGUGCAAAUACCGUUUGCCACAGGACAAUCAACUAUGCGAUAUGGAGCCAAGGAAGAGCAGUUUGAUUCCGAAAAGAUGGAUGGAUCUGACAUUAGUCGAAACAAAACUGAUAUGCAGAUGAUGGAAACAGAAAACCACCUAGAUCCUCAGCACCCACGGGUUCAGCAAAGACCUCCACAACAAGCAUUUAUGAGAUCUAAUCUCUCUCAGCCUCCUUGGAAUAAUUUUGGUCAGCAUAUUGAGAAGGAAGCAAGAAAGGAGGACCAACUAUCGAAAAGAAAAUCAGUUCAAAGUCCUCAUGUAUCAGCAGGAGCUAUGGCUCAACCAUCCUUGUCAAAAUCAGGGGAAUUCUCCAGUGGUGGCUCAGGUGGACCACACUAUGGAGUGCCUGGAAAUAUUUCUGCACUUGCAUCAGCACAAAAGGAUAAGCCUGGCAUUAAUCCCGUUUCUCAUGUUGGUGGAACUCCAUCCUUGACUUCCAGUGCUAAUGAUUCAAUGCAAAGGCAACAUCAGGCCCAAGCUGCUGCAAAGCGAAGAUCGAACUCCCUCCCCAAAACCCCAGUAAUCAGUGGAGUUGGAUCUCCUGCUAGUGUUGGUAAUAUGAGUGUCCCUCUGAAUGCAAACAGUCCUUCAGUUGGGACUCCACCUUUUGCUGAUCAAAGCAUGAUUGAAAGAUUCUCAAAGAUUGAAAUGGUAACUGCAAGGCAUCAACUCAACCUUAAAAAGAGCAAGGCCAAUGACUAUCCUAUCAGAAAAUCAAGUACAUAUUCUGCUCACAAUCUUGCAACCCUUCUGGCAAACUCGUCUAUUAAUGAUGGUUUAAAAGAUGACGCUGGUCCAAGGAAGAUGUCAAAGUCCCUUAUUGGUGGCAGCUUAAAUGCCUGCAAAAGAAGGGUGUUAACUUUUAUGUUGCAAGACCGUACACCUCAAGGAAUGGAUUCGUACGUUACUAGGUUACGAAGUAGAGUAAUCCUGUCAGAAAAACCCAAUGAUGGAACUGUAGCAAUUACUUAUGAAGAUAUAGAUGAUUCCGUUUUUCUGGCUAUUGAGGAUUGUCUUCCGACAUUGCCUAAUACUCUUUUGGCAGAUUUACUUGCUGGUCAAUUAUCUUCCUUGAUGGUUCAUGAAGGAUAUGAUCUUAUUGAAGAUGUUAUUCAACUUAGGCCAACACGGAUAAACCCAUCUGCAAACAAUCAAUCAAAUGCUGCUGGUCAUCCCCAUAUUAAUCCAGCAGCAGAAAUGCAGAAUUAUGGAGAAGCUUUUCCAAGUCAAACAUCCAAUGAAGUUCCAAAGCCUAGCGGUAGCGGUAAUGCUUCUCUGCUCAAUGCAUCCCAUAGUCUUCUAGGAAACGCAAGAAUGUUGCCUCCUGGAAAUCCUCAGGCAAUGCAGAUGUCUCAAGGAAUUUUGGCAGGGGUUUCGUUACCCGCAAGGCCACAACAGGUAGAAGCUCAAGCAUCAAUGCAGCAGCAGCAGCAGCAACAACAACAACCGCAGCCAUCACAGCAGCAGAAUCAGCAAAGCCUUGCUCAACCUCAACAUCAACAGUUCCAGAGACAAGUGAUGCUCGGAACAAACACCCUCUCGCAUUUGAAUGCCAUUGGUCAGAAUCCUAACGUUCAAUUGGGAACUAACAUGGUGAACAAGUCGUCAAUUCCACUUCACCUAUUACAGCAGCAGCAGCAGCAACAGCAGCAAUCACAGAUGCAAAGGAAAAUGAUGAUUGGAGCUGUGGGUAUGGGUAGCAUGAACAAUAACAUGAUGGGACUUGGAAGCCUUGGCAGUUCAAUUGGUGUAGGAGCUACCCGAGGAAUAGGAGGAACUGGACUGCAAGCACCCAUGGGAUCUAUUCCUACCAUGGGGAAUGCAGGUCAAAAUCCAAUGAACUUAACCCAGGCAUCUAGUUUUAACAACGCUCUCAAUCAGCAAUUUCGAGCAGGGACAUUAACACCAGCCCAGGCACAAGCUUAUAAAUUCAGGAUGGCACAGAACCGAGGCAUGCUCGGUGCUGCCUCUCAAUCAGCAAUAACUGGAAUACCGGGAGCAAGACAGAUGCAUCCAAGCUCAGGUGGACUUUCAAUGCUUGGACAAACUCUGAACCGUGCUAGCCUGACCCCGAUGCAACGAGCAGUAGUUUCUAUGGGUCCUCCAAAGUUAAUGCCGGGAAUGAAUCCGUACAUGAAUCAGCAGCAGCAGCAGCAGCAGCAACAGCUACAACAACAAAUGCAACAGCAACAGCAAAUGCAACAGCAACAACAGCAGCAGCAACAGCAGCAACAACAACAACCUCAGCAACAGCAGCUACAACCUCAGCAAUUACAACAUCCUGAAACAACACCACCACUUCAGGCUGUUGUUUCACCACAACAAGUGGGUUCACCUUCAACCAUGGGAGUUCAACAACUCAAUCAGCAGCAGCAGCAACAGCAGCAGCAGCAGCAGCAAACUGCUAGCCCGCAACAAAUGAAUCAGAGAACUCCGAUGAGUCCGCAGCAAAUGAGCUCAGGGACAAUCCAUGCCCUUAGUGCUGGGAAUCCUGAGGUUUGCCCUGCUAGCCCUCAGUUGAGUUCACAAACUCUUGGUUCAGUCAGUAGUAUUGCAAAUUCUCCUAUGGAUAUGCAAGGUGUGAACAAGAGUAACUCUGUAAAUAAUUCAUGAAAGUAUAAUUUUUAGAGGUGAUGAUUUGUUUUAAAUUUCCUUUUUCUAGUUUUUCAGACAUUUUUUUAAGAAUGUGUAACUGUAGAAUUAUCAGAUCAUUGGUAUGUAGGAGAAUAUUCACCUGUUCUUAGCUUGUAAGGUAGAGGAUUUCAAGAUAUGUACAGUUAAAUGUAGAAAAAUUAAUGUGAUAAAGUUUGAUAUUUUGAAUUUGUA